CAGGGUCUUCUUAAGUUCUUCACCAACGUUUUACCGAUUGAAGAGCGACUUGUCGCUUUGAGUUUCAAGUCACCAGUGGCUUGGUUCUCCUUGGUCUUCUCCUAUUCGGCUCCAAAGUUUGCUCUUCAUUUCCAAUUUCCGCUUAAGUUAGUUCCUUCUUCUUGCCAUCAUGUCGUCGUCUGCACCGGCAGCAACAACCCCAGCGGCGACAUCAGCUGCGCCAACAACAGUGGCGCCUACUUCUGUCUCUGUUUCUACCGUUCCAACCACAGUCAUAACACCCACAAUAACAACACCAACAAUAACUUCAGCAGCACCGAUUACAACUGCCUCAGCUUCAUCUUCCUCCUCCACCAAUGUACAAACGACUACCCCUACCACGAGUACAACCCCAACGACAACCUCAAUGACCUCCGUGGCAACUACAGUACCCAUCACGAUAACGUCAACGGAUCCAUACGGAUCAACAAUUACGAUCACCACCUCCGUCUCCACAACCACCUCUAUCCCUGUCGCAACUCCCACACCCACUCCCGUAAACAACUCAACCAACACCGGCGCUAUCGUAGGUGGUGUCGUCGGUGGUAUCGCUAUAAUCGCUCUCCUCGGACUCGUCUUCUUCUGCCUACGCCGUCGCAGACGUCGCGAUGAGUUCGACGGUAAUUUCGACCCCGACCGUGUCGUCUCCCAAUUCUCAGGGGGUGGAACCCUCCCCCAAGUCGACCUCGGCGAUGAAACAGAGGUCACUCCCUACCCUGACCGCAACGGAAGCAUGCGCCAGUACGGAGAAAGCCCAUUCGUCGCUGCUGGCGCGGGUGCAGCCGGACUCGGUGCGGGUGCAGCUGCAGCAGGCGCAGGUAUCCACCGCACAACCUCCCCACUCAGCUCUCCCUCCCAGUACUCCGACACCGCCACCUCUCCCGGCGAGGGGUACCCCUCUCAAGGCUUCAUACGCCCAGGCCCGGGGCAGUACCCCCAAGGCGGGCCGAACAUGUACGCAAUGCAGCAAGCAGACUGGCACAACCCACGCCCGCUCACAAGCCCCGCCCCAAGCGUCAGCAACACCUCCUCAAGCGGCCGCGGAAUGAAGGAGCGAGAAGCUGCAGCUGGUGGUGGGCGUCAGGGGCUCGCGCUCGCUACGCAGCAAGAAGUCGACGGGGAAGGUUCAGGCGUUGUUCAGCACCAAGAUGCAGGCCAGGCGCAUAGUGAGGAAGGAGGUGAAGAGCCGCGAGAUGUACCACCUGCGUAUGAGUCUAUUAGGCCUUAAACUCGCGCACGCACGCACGCUCAAAAACGCACGACCAUGAACCUGAAUCUGACUUUGCGAACCCACCCACCCCCCUACCACGUUUUAUGCGUACGCCGCGAUGGACACACCACUUUUGGACGUUCAUACGUAUGUAAAGUGGAUCGCCAUCACUAUCACCAUGAUCUUUAGACCCUUGAUUCGCUUGUUUUAUUAUUUUGACGGUUUGUUGUCGGUGUCGUUUGCGCUUGUGUUGAAUGUUGCAAGCGUGGCGGCUGAUGACGCGGUCGAUUCUUCUGUAGUGUUUUGUGUUACUUACCAGCAUACGUAUUCGUAUUUCAUGCAUGCGUUGUCAUAUCAUUUUUUCUUUCGUUCUACCCUACAUCAAUGCAAAUUGCGUAUAUAAUGUCUUUGUCGCUCACCAGCAUAGCAUAGUGUACAGCCUGGUUUGCACGUGACCAAAUAUGUAUAAACACACUCCG
Molecule: messenger RNA, 1728 nt
Organism: Suillus clintonianus
Lineage: Eukaryota; Fungi; Basidiomycota; Agaricomycetes; Boletales; Suillaceae
Exons: 3
Coding region: 170-1267 (365 amino acids)
Source: RefSeq, a predicted model, not a curated record